UUCUGUUACUUAAGUUAGACGUUUUUAUUAGAGAAUCUACGAAGAAACACAAUUUAAUAUAAAUUUCUUUGCAUUAAUAAUCUUAUCGAUUAAAUUAAACCUUGAUUGUAACAAAUACUCAAUUAAAUAUAUCACACAAAAAUUGUUUGAUUAUCGCAGUUUACUAAAUCGGAGAUUUUGAUUAAUAGAUUAUCUUUUCAAAAGUCUUCAUUGUGAUCAAAUUAAAGCAUCAAUGGGAGCUGGAAGUUGUAAAUCUUUUUCCUCAAGACAAGCAGAGGUUGAGCCUCGGAUAAUCACUGGAAACCAUUCUAAUGAUGACGAAUUUGUCGAAGAAGUUGUUUGUAAAGAGUCGGAAAUUGAGGAAAAUCAAAUGAAGAAUUAUGAUUUUGGUGGAUCAAAAGUUUUGAUUGUCAAACAGAAUGGAAAGAUAUCCGCACUUGGAACAAAAUGUUCCCACUAUGGAGCUUUACUUUCAACUGGUGCCCUCGGAAAUGGACGAAUAAGAUGUCCAUGGCAUGGUGCUUGCUUUAAUAUUGAAACUGGUGACAUUGAAGAUUAUCCUGGUCAAGAUUCAAUACCUUGCUAUCGAGUGAAAAUCGAAAAUGGCCAAGUCCAAGUUCGUGCAAAGAAGAUUGACUUAAAAGCUAACAGACGAACAAAAGAAAUGCUCGUACAACAAAACGAUGAGAGAACUUUUGUUGUUGUUGGCGGUGGACCAAGUGGAGCAAUAUGCGCUGAAACACUUCGACAAAAUGGAUUUGGUGGUCGAAUUGUGAUGGUUUGUAAGGAACCAAAUUUACCUUAUGAUCGAACUAAACUCAGCAAGGUGAUGGACAUGCCAGCUGAAAAACUUCAUUUACGAACAAAAGCCUUUUAUGAUGAUAAUAAUAUUGAAACUUUAAUUAAUGUUGAAGCUAUAGCUUUAAAUAUUUCUAACCAAAAUAUUGCUCUCAGUAAUGGUUAUCACAUUAAAUAUGAUAAGAUUUAUAUUGCUACUGGUUCGUCACCACGUAGGGUUGGAAUCCCUGGAGAUGACCUCAAGAACGUUGUGACACUGAGAAACAUUGUCGACUCACAUUACAUCAAUGAAAUUUUGAAUUCUUCCAGUCACGUUGUUGUUCUUGGUGUAAGUUUCAUUGGCCUUGAAGCUGCUGCUUACUGCGUUAAUAAAGUGUCAAGAGUCACUGUCAUUGGAAGAGAUUCCGUUCCUUUGCGACCCAUAUUUGGUGAAGCAGUUGGAGCUCGAGUUAUGGAAUUUUUCCAAGAUCAAAAUGUUAAUUUUAUUAUGCAGAACGGUAUUAAAAGAUGUCAUGGGAGUGACGGCAUUCUGCAGUCAGUUGAAUUAAAUGACGGUUCGAUCAUUAAGGCUGAUGUUUGUAUCAUGGGAAUUGGAUCGACAUUAAACACUGCUUUUCUUAAGGAUAGUGGGUUGAAAAUAAAUAGUGAUGGUUCUAUCGAUGCAAAUGAUCGUCUCGAAACCAGCAUUCCCAAUGUUUACGUUGGUGGUGAUAUCGCCAAUAGUCCAGUAUUCGCAAACGAUAAUAAAUUAACUGCUAUUGGCCAUUAUCCGUUAGCUCAAUAUCAUGGAAGAGUUGCUGCCGAUAACAUGUGUGGAAAGUCAAAUAAACUUCACGUCGUUCCUUUCUUCUGGUGCAUGGUGUUUGGGAAGUCUUUCAGAUAUUGUGGAUAUGGAAAACCAUCAGAAGUUCACAUUGAAGGAAACUUGCAAGAUAUGAAAUUUGUCGCUUUUUACCUAAACGAUAGUGGAACUGUCAUUGCAGUGGCAUCAUGUCAGAGAGAUCCUGUUGUGUCCCAGUUUGCUGAAUUCCUUUCUCAGGGACGAAAACUUAAGAAAACUGAACUUCUGACUGAUCCGUUUGGUUGGAUUCAGAAUAUUAACAAAACGAAUUGUGAUAUUAUUAACAUUCAAACAUUCUUCCUUAUUUAAUAUUAUUCAAAUCGAUAUUUUUAUCAGAUUUCUUAACGUGUCGUCGCUCUCCUCAGAGUACCUAAUUAUUUUUUGAAAAUUUAUUCUCUCAUGUUAAAUGAAAAUUUCUCGUUUUCAGCAAAAGAAAAGCAACGUA
Messenger RNA from Clunio marinus, 2084 nucleotides. The record is from the annotation of a GenBank genome assembly. NCBI's taxonomy places the organism in Eukaryota, Metazoa, Arthropoda, Insecta, Diptera, Chironomidae.